GAAAGAAAGAAGACAGAUUGGCAGUUCAUUCCAUGCUAAACUUCAUUCAAGGCGACUGUAAAAUUAAGAAAUCUUAAAAAUAUAAAAAGGCAACGCAAACCUUGUCAUUCAGGGCUACGCCUGCCCCUCCCCUGCCCCCCUCCCCAACGAGGCCUGAGCACUGGGCGUCAAUGCCCACACCCUCCUCUCACUGCACUGGUGAACAUCACACGCAGGGAUGAGCGGGACCAAGGAGCCGUCACCACAGCCAGGCGCGGCCCCUGCUUCCACCCCUCCACGCAGGGGCCGGGGACGCCCACGGAAACAGCAACAGGAGCCCACGGGGCCCCCGGCCCCAAAGAGGCCCAGAGGACGACCCAGAGGAAGCAAGAACAAGGGUCCUAGGGCCACACCCAAGAAAGUGGAACAGGUUGGAGAGAAAAGACCUCGGGGCCGACCAAGGAAAUGGCCCCAGAAAGUAGUUCAAGAAGUAGUGCAGGAACUGCCGGGUACUUCAGAAGAAACUGAGGAGGGUCCCUCAAAGACCCAGUCUCUGCUCGCGGCUUCAGCAUCUCAGGCGCCAACCCAGGAAUAG
Messenger RNA from Esox lucius (northern pike), 574 nucleotides. Its product is annotated as high mobility group protein HMGI-C-like. Gene Ontology annotation, biological process: regulation of DNA-templated transcription. The coding region runs from base 218 to 574 and encodes 118 amino acids. Gene Ontology annotation, cellular component: nucleus; chromatin. NCBI's taxonomy places the organism in Eukaryota, Metazoa, Chordata, Actinopteri, Esociformes, Esocidae. Gene Ontology annotation, molecular function: transcription coregulator activity; DNA binding. The record is from RefSeq and is a predicted model, not a curated record. The transcript has 6 exons.